This is a messenger RNA of Mycotypha africana, 273 nucleotides long. RefSeq lists its product as uncharacterized. Lineage: Eukaryota; Fungi; Mucoromycota; Mucoromycetes; Mucorales; Mycotyphaceae. The annotation marks the transcript as partial. The transcript has a single exon. The record is from RefSeq and is a predicted model, not a curated record.
AUUAAUAGUAACAGCUGGAAUUUUACUUGGCUCGUCUUCAUGAACGAGAAAUGGAUUCCUUUUGAUCCAAUUAACCAAACGAAACUUGAGCAAACACUAACAGUUGGCGGUACUUUUGUAGAUAUAGUGGAUGGCCAUUUUCCAGAUGUUAGAAAAGUACGAGUAUUUCCUAAAAAUAAUUAUCUCAGUUAUUUGGGUGUCAAGUAUAGAUUAUCGCGAAUCAUGCAACCUGAUGCUUAUUCAAACCAUGUGGGGCUUAUUCAUAAUAAUAAU